CGCAGCCCAGCCCAAUUCCUAAACCUGAAAUUGCAUCUUUUAUUGUAAUUUCCUUUCUCUCUCCUCUCUAUUCUCGCGAUCUCUUUCUCUUUCUCUCUCUUAAUCCUCUGCGAUUUCAGCCAACAAAUCGCCGCCGAAGCCGAAUUCCGUCGAGUUCAGUUUUGACAUGGCAACCAAGUACAUCUUAUCUGCUUCUCUAGGAACGUGUGCAGUGGCUUGGAUCUGUGACUACUACAUUUCCGACAAGAAGAUAUUUGGAGGCGAUACCCCAGGUACCGUUUCUAACAAGGAAUGGUGGGAGGAAACUGACAAGAAGUUCCAGGCAUGGCCUCGUACAGCCGGUCCACCAGUGGUCAUGAACCCCAUCAGUCGUCAGAAUUUCAUCGUCAAGACCAGCACCGACUCUUGAAGCAAUUUUUUUUCCUCUUCCCCUUUUACUCAAUAUUUCUAUGUUCGGGCCAAAUUGUUAAUUUUGCUCCUUUGAAAAUAGACUUAUAAUCAUUUUAUUUGACUGGAUUCAAUUCCUUAAGGUGAACUCAGGGCAAUGCCUUGAUAAUGGAUUAGUAAAAGGUUGCCAAUAAGAAAAGUUGUCUGAUUUUCAAUUCACUUUUUGAUAAUGAAUUAGUAACAAGUUGCCAAUAAGAAAAAGUUUGCUUUUCAA
Molecule: messenger RNA, 661 nt
Organism: Cannabis sativa
Lineage: Eukaryota; Viridiplantae; Streptophyta; Magnoliopsida; Rosales; Cannabaceae
Exons: 3
Coding region: 167-409 (80 amino acids)
Source: RefSeq, a predicted model, not a curated record